Boeremia exigua is the source of this 924-nucleotide messenger RNA. Its product is annotated as dihydrodipicolinate synthase/N-acetylneuraminate lyase. Bases 1 to 924 code for a protein of 307 amino acids. The record is from RefSeq and is a predicted model, not a curated record. Gene Ontology annotation, molecular function: N-acetylneuraminate lyase activity. The transcript has a single exon. Gene Ontology annotation, biological process: N-acetylneuraminate catabolic process. NCBI's taxonomy places the organism in Eukaryota, Fungi, Ascomycota, Dothideomycetes, Pleosporales, Didymellaceae. Gene Ontology annotation, cellular component: cytosol.
AUGGCACCUCAAGAGCUGAAAGGCAUUCUCGUCGCUCUCAUCACUCCAUUUACCGACGAUGGCACCAAAGUCCAUGAGGGGCGCCUUGAGCAACACAUCAAUCGCAUGAUCGAUGCUGGCGUACACGGUCUCGUCCCUGGAGGCACAACAGGCGAAUUCACAGCCAUGACACUGGAUGAGAGGAAACAGGUCACGGAACUGUGUGUCAAAUAUUCGGCAGGCCGUGUUCCUGUCGUUGCAGGUGCAGGAGCACUUUCCACCAAAGACUGCAUCGAACUUGCCGUGCACGCCGCCAAAGUCGGUGCGGCAGCUACCAUGAUCGUCCCUCCUUUCUACGACCCUGUCAACUACGAGCAGUUCCGCGAACUCUGCAAGGAGAUCUACGAAGAAUCCAAGAUCCCUAUCGUCUACUACAACAUCCCUUCUGCGAGCGGCCUCACGCUAUCACCAUCUGAAAUGGCCUCUUUGAAGGACGUUGGUGUACACUACCUGAAAGAUACAUCUGGAAAUGCGCCCGCGCUCACAGAGCUACUCUUCGAGCUCGAUGACCAGAUUACUGCCUUCAAUGGAUGGGACACUCUCACAUUCUACGGCCUUGCUGCCGGUGCGAAGGGCUCAGUAUGGGGCGCGACCAACGUCAUCCCCGAGCUAUCUGUCGAGCUCUGGAACGCUGUUGCCGUCGAGAAUGACAUUGUAAAGGGCCGCGAAUUGUGGAGGAAGAUAUUCCCCGUGUGCAAGUUUCUGGAGUCGUACAACUACCCGUCUGCGAUCAAGACAGGUAUGGAGCUGCGAGGAUGGGAAACUGGGGGUUUGAGGAAGCCUUUCAAGCUACUGGGGCAGAAGCAGACAGACGAGCUUGCGCAGAUAAUCAAAGCUUCAGGUUCGCAGGUCCAGAAAGCCCAAUGGCUGUCAAAUGGCGCUUAG